UAUGCUAGUGCACUGAUUUGCUGCUGCGCGCACAUUUUGUAACCACCCUUCUGUAUGUUUUACUUGAUGCAGGAACAACAUAGGUACGAUGAAUGAAAACCAAAUUGUUGUUAGGCAUGAAUCAGAAGGUGGCAAGACUCCCACAACGGGUGACGAAUCACAAGAUGUUAGUACGAUUACAAAGACCAUUAAAGGCCGUGGUCCGUCAAAAGGUGUUAAAGUCGCUAAGCCUAUGUUCCUUGAGUAUAAUGUAUAUAAUGUCCCCGAUGGACAAUGGUCUCAUGAAUACGGGAAGCAAGUUGGGAGUUGUGCCACUAGAAUUAAUAUUAACGUCCCAUUAUAUCCAAAGGUAGAUGAGCAAACCAAGAAGGGGUUUUGGGAGGAGACUAAGCUUAUGUUCCACAUUACUGAUGAUUCUAAUCAUUCGAGGGAGAAAUAUUUUCAUUCUUGUGUGGCGAAACGAUUUAGUUGUUUCAAGAGCAAGUUGGUGCGCCGAUGGAUAACUAUGAAGGAAAAUAAGCCAAAAAGUCAAACAAACAAGAUGCCUUGGGAUGUCUACAACCAUAUCACAGAGGAUGAUUGGAAGACUUUUGUUAAACAUUAUUUCCUGCCAUAG
Molecule: messenger RNA, 616 nt
Organism: Spinacia oleracea (spinach)
Lineage: Eukaryota; Viridiplantae; Streptophyta; Magnoliopsida; Caryophyllales; Amaranthaceae
Exons: 2
Coding region: 89-616 (175 amino acids)
Source: RefSeq, a predicted model, not a curated record